AUGAUUUCAGCUACGGAACUAAGCUCCACUGUUAUUGAGAGCAGCACUGGGAUGACCACAGUUACACAAGACGCUACUACCAACGCCGUUUUUGACACAGAAACUUCAUCAACUGUAGAUAUUAGCUCCACCAUUACCGAAAGUAGAGUCGACAUAACAACCUCGUCACGAGAACUCACUGCUACAGCAUCUAUCUCAACUACAGUAUCAACCCUCACUACCACCGAGAGCACAACAACUUCUAAAGUUACCACUACUACAGAAGCAGCUGGUCCUCCCACGAUCACCAAUCUUGGACUCGACGACAACACAGCCGGGUACUAUCAAUCAGUGGCAGGAGAUAUCGUAUACAUGUACGUAUACUCAAAGCCAGAUUGA
Molecule: messenger RNA, 378 nt
Organism: Fusarium mangiferae
Lineage: Eukaryota; Fungi; Ascomycota; Sordariomycetes; Hypocreales; Nectriaceae
Exons: 1
Coding region: 1-378 (125 amino acids)
Source: RefSeq, a predicted model, not a curated record